Paralichthys olivaceus (Japanese flounder) is the source of this 4689-nucleotide messenger RNA. RefSeq names its product angiogenic factor with G patch and FHA domains 1 (gene aggf1). Gene Ontology annotation, molecular function: nucleic acid binding; protein binding. NCBI's taxonomy places the organism in Eukaryota, Metazoa, Chordata, Actinopteri, Pleuronectiformes, Paralichthyidae. Gene Ontology annotation, biological process: vasculogenesis. The record is from RefSeq and is a predicted model, not a curated record.
GCCAAACGUGAAGAAGAAACACUUCCGCUGUGACGCGCUUUGCAGUCAGUAAAUGGCGGCGGACAGCAGGGUGGACUGUAAACGUUUCCACGGUCGGUUCAUGCGCCGCGCUGACGCCAAACUCACAGCCGAGGAGCCGCAGACGGAACAAGCGUUGAACUAAUGGAGAACGAAGAUGGAGAGAAUGAUGCGGAGUGUGAAGUGGCUGAGCUACGUCUGAGAGCAGACUCACUGAAGCAUGAGCUCAGAGAGUGCAGAUCCGAGCUGGCAAAGUUACAGAAGCAGCUGAAUCAGUCUGAGAGACUCCAGAAGAGCACAGAGAGCUACAACGAAGACCUGAGGAAACAGGUGGAUCAACUGAGUGCAGAGAUUCAUGAACGGAAGAAGAAGGAUAAAGACAGAGUCAACAGUGAAACUCAGACAGAAGAAAAUGUGUGGACAGAAUCUGAUUAUUACAACUACUACUAUGGAAGCUACUAUCAGAACACUGAGUCAGCAGAUCCUCAGGAAGGUGUGAUCGCAGAAGCAGCAUCAGCAGCAUCAGCAGAAGCAGCAUCAGCAGAAGCAGCAGCAGCAGCAGCGGCAUCAGCAGCAGUGGACGGAGCUGACCACAGCGAGUCUGUAGAGGUUUCAACACCAAACGAAGCAGCAGCUGCAGAUGAGCCAGCUCAACCUAACAGCAGUGUUACAGUGGCAACAGAGGAGGGCGAUGCAGGAUCUAUAGCUGAUAUGUUGAGGGCCACUGCUGAAGAGGCAAUGACACAGACCGGCUUUGUGUUUGAUGAGACCACAGGGAUGUACUACGAUCACAGCACAGGCUUCUACUACGACUCGGCUAGUCAGUUGUACUACGAUGCCAACACAGGCAUUUACUACUACUGCGAAGCAGAAAGCGGCCGAUAUCAGUUUCAUUCCAGGAUUGAGGUUCCUGCUGCACAGACCGGUGUAGAGCCGUGUCCAGACACGUACACUGCUGAAAAGAAAGGCAGGAAGUUCAAGAAAGGACUCAAGAAAACAUCACACCAGGACGAUAAGGAACUAACGUUUGAUGACAUGAAGUUGGAACAAGAAGAAAUAGAAUGGGUCGAGCUGAAAACAAUGAAGAGGAGCACAGAAUCCCAGAAACUGAAGCGAAGGUCUCGCAGUGCAGACUUGGCUUCACGUCGGGAGGAGAGCGACAAAUCUUCGAAGAGGAAGAAGCAGAAAAACGGUUCACGGCACGAUGACAAGGGAAGAACCGAGAAGAAAAGGAAGAAAUCAGAAAAGAAGAAGAAGAAGAAGAAAAAGAGCAAGAUUCGAAGUGAUGACUCGGAGGGGAAUAGCGAACCGGAGGAGGGUGAGAUCACGGAGUCUGAGAAAGACAAGUGGGAGUCUACUCCUUCAUUCUCAUCAUCGUCUGCAUCCCCCUCCGAGGAAAGCCCAGAAUCCGAGAUGGAGACUCAGAGUCUGGAAGUCAAUGCAAACAUUUGGCCGCCUUGUGUAAGAGUGACAGUAGUCAGGUCUCCAGUGCUGCAGGUGGGCACUCUGUUCAUCAUCACUGCCGACUCUCCAGCCACCAUCGGCAGAGAGAAAGAUAUGGAUCAUGCAAUCAGAAUACCAGAGAUGGGAGUCAGCAAGUUCCAUGCAGAGGUGCACUUUGACCAGGAGCAGCAGAGCUAUGUGCUGGUGGACCAGGGAAGCCAGAACGGAACAGUCAUCAAUGGCAACCGAAUCUUACAGCCCAAAGCAAUAUGUGAGCCGCAUGUGCUGAUGCACGGUGAUGAGGUGAAGAUGGGAGAGACUGUGCUCUCUUUCCAUAUCCACUCAGGCACUGACACCUGUGAUGGAUGUGAGCCUGGGCAGGUGAUGGCUCACCUCAGCAAGCACAAGAGAGAGGAGAACACAGGCCCUUCUCUCACCAAAGAGGAUAAAGAAGCACUGAGACAGAAGGAGCUGAAACAGAUGAAGGCCAAAUAUGGCCUGCAGAGCAAUGAGGAGACCAAAGCCCUGAAGAACCCCAAAUAUAAGGACCGAGCAGAGUAUCGUCGACAGGCGGUGGGCAGUGAGGGGGUUUUCCAAAGAGAUGAUGCUCCUGCUUCUGUUCACGAGGAGAUCAGUGAAGUCAAUAAAGGACGGAAGAUGCUGGAAAAGAUGGGCUGGAAGAAAGGAGAGGGACUUGGCAAAGGGGGAACUGGAAUGAAGAACCCAAUUGAACUGAAAAUCAGAAAGUCUCAGUCAGGCCUGGGUGCCGGUGCAGCCAUGUCUCUCGACAGCGUCUCUACGACCAAAUCAAAGUCCCAGAAGAACUGGGAGAAAGCCAGAGAGAGAUUUGCUGAUACAUGCCAGCCUGACGCACCGGUCGUCAAAACACAGAUCAACUCACCCAAAGCCUGGGUGAGAGCAGAAGAGACUGAGACCACCAACUCACAGACAGACAGCCAAAGUUAGGAAUACGGGCAGAUGCAUAUAUGUACAGGGGAAAAUAAGAGCAGAGUGCUUUUUUACUCAGUUUGUUCUUUAGUGUGCUGGUUGAAGGCCCCAGCAUCAAACGAAAUCUAACCUCUAACUUUGUUCUGUACUAAGCAGAACGUGACCAUCAGUGUUUGGAACCAGAUUUUAAUUAAGUUUGAUGAAAAUGUGGAUCAGUUAUAGUCAUUUUAGUCUCAAUUAGAAUUUUUAUGUCAUCUAUGCAUUUUAAGACUACAGCUGCCAACACCCUUGUUUACGGUUUCCAUGGUGGCAGUGAUUUCUUUUUGCUAAUGAGGUCAAAUUAUGAGGAUGAGAUUGUUAAAACAGCAGAGGAAACAGUUCUGCUAAUCUGGAGCUACAGUGUGAGAUUUCACGAAUGUAGGAAUAGAUUGAAUAAGACACGUAUAUACAUCCAACUUUCACAUUUUGUGGUUAUUUGUUGAAAAUAAAAUUUGAUGAAGUUCAGAGCUAACUUUUCCAUAAAUUGGGGUUAAACAAAUAUAAUAAAAUAGUUGUCAUUGAUGAAAUGAAACGCUGCUGAUCACAAGUAUUAUGUCAAAAUAUGGGAACUACAUGCGGACCAUUAGUAAAAUGCUGUCUAUCAACCAGUUGUCCAUAGCUGUGCGUUAACAGAGUUUGUAAAAGUCAGUUUCUGUGUUUGCAGAAUGUUUCUGUCUCUGCUCCAUAAGUGAAUAAUGUGGGAUGUUUUCAGUCCACAACACUGGAAGUAAAGUUAUUGACAGUGUUUCACAGACCCAUGUGUCUGUUGUCAAACCAACACAGGGCAGAUCUGCUGCUGUGCCUCCCAGAACAAAGAGUACGUGGAUUGCCUCAAGCAAAUAUUGACACAGUGAAGCUACAUUUCUCACAAUGACAUCAUACUGUGAUGAGACAACUGUGGAUCUGUUCAGACAGCCCCGUAAACUGGAUCAUGUGACCAAACACCAGACCCCUUCUUAAAAUGUUGCACCUUAAAAAUGUGCAGUUGCUGAACGUUGUGUAAGACGAUCACAUUUUGUUGUCACUGCUGUUUUUGCUGCAGAGCUCACACACAGCCACGUGUUUGUUCAAGGCCAGCGAGCAAACAUAUUGUACAGUCCGUCCAUAUGAAGUCUUAACUGGAAUCAUUUUGAGGCUGUGUGAAUAUUUGCAUGUGAGUGCAAGUGUACGCUGAAACAGAGGCCAGUCACACCACAGGGAAAACAAAUUCAACUAAGUUCGGCCACAAGUGUUCUCUUGUAGUUCCAGGUAUCAGUUUAGCUGCAUACAACUUAACAGGAAAGUGUAGUUUGUUAUUAUAAGUUCAUGACAACAAAUUCAAAACUAAAUGGGGGUGGACUUUGCACAAACACCUGUGUCAAACAGGUGAGUGAUCUGACUCACAUGCUGCUGCUGGUGUGACUCCUGGAGCUGGCCCUCCUGCUGCUCCUCUUCUGACUUAAAGUGCCCCCCAUUCUGAUCCCCUCUCGCUCCAGUCAAUGGACCGCCGCUGGUAUGGGUGUGUAUCUCCCUCAGCUUGCAGGCAUACUCUCCUGAGACUGUUCAGUGGGAAGCAGUGGUGCUCUGCCGUCACAUUUCUUCCUCUCUCUAUCAGCAGGUAGGUCCCUCCCUGCCCGAGUCUCCGCCCUCGGCCUCCUGUCAGCAGCUGAUACUAUAGUGUAAUAAAGUUGGGAGGGACCGACUCGUGGCCUGUGUGCCUGGUUGUGUUGGGUAGAAAGUCUCAGCCAUAAAAAGAUGUUGUGAGUCAUGAGAUAAAGUGGGAAUUCAUUCUUGUGUGAGGAUGUGGCUCAGGGCGCUUUCAGAGAUCAGGCUUGACCAGUUCCUAACACUGCAAGGUCGAUCAGAGUAACACUGGGCCUCUGUUCUUUCAAGUGCAUUCAUAGUUUUUUUUUUGGCAUAACAAGUGAUUCUUAGUGCUCGGAGGAUGAAAUCAGCUGACAUGUUUUCAUGGUCUGAUGCAUGGUAAUGAAACAAUCCUAAUAAAUUAAUGUUCCUAGUGUUGCAGUCUAUGGUUGCAGGCCAUGUUAAACUAAUCACUGGAGUGUGUAGAGGCCCCUGUGUCAGUGCAUGUUAUUGUUGCUCAGAGUAUUUCUGAGACAACCAUAUUUCCUCACCAUACUCUCACAGGCAGGUAGCAACAGGUUCUCUUUAAGUCAAAGUUUGAAGCUGAAGCAGAAUCUUGUUUAUUUGACCGAGGUUGUCGUCAUAUUCUGCUACUUCAAAUCUACUAAAAUUACAUCC